CUGGACACUCUGAGCCGUGAAGAUCUGAUCCGUUUUGUUAAGCGCCAACUAGAACAUGUGAACUUGUCCAAGAUGGAGAUCAAACGAUUGAAGCAAUCACUGGAGGAGAAGGAUGCUGCAAUAAAUGAUCUGCUCGCAGAGAAUUCGCAACUAAAGUCAUCGGAACGCGAAAACAAUGAAGAUCAAGUUACUUCACCUGCUGAGAAUGGCUCCGCGGUCAAUGCUGAUAUGGAGCAAUUGCUUGAACUCAAUGCUCAGUUAACUAAUGAAAUUGCCCUUUUGAAAAAAGAGCGAACUCGCCACGAAGAUGACCUUGCCGCUGUUCUGCAGACGAACAAUCACCUGCGAUCCCAGCUGGAUGACGCCCUUCAAGAGGCUGCAGCACUUCGAGAACAACAAACUGCCACAGAUGUCUUUUCGCUAGAACUUAAAGAUUACGAAAAAAAGAUGGUACAGCUUAACAAGUCGCUCAAAAGUGCCGAAACUGCUCUCGAAGCAAUCAAGGCUGAAAAAGAAGAACUGAUCCAGCAGUUGAGCACCCAAAAAGGUUCAAGCGUUCGCAUUACCACAGAGUGCUCCGUGCUUCAGCGACAGCUCCAGGAAGUUAAAAACGAGUUAAAUGAAGAGAAAUCUCGUAACCGUGAACUAUCAACAGCUAUGGAUCGUCUUCAAGACAAUUUUAAUGUAUUGGUAUCGGCCAAAAACGAUGAACGGGUUACACUAGAGGCGAAAAUUGCGCAUAAUGAAGAAUUAACUAACUUUUUACAAAGAUCUAAUGAGCAGAAAUCAAUGGAGAUCAGUGACCUUCUCGCGGAAAAUCAAGUUCUGAAAUCUCGCUGUGAUAAUUUGGAAGCUGAUUACCAAGCAUAUAAGUCACGGGCACGCUAUGUAUUGGAACAGCAGGCUAAAACUGUUGAAAGUGACGCGACAAACAAGCACGACAAUACAGAGCAAGUGAGAGAAGGGCUCGCUUGCUUGAAGCACGAACUGGAAGAGCUGCACAAUGAAGAACUGCUAAAUUGCCAAAUGAUGCUAAAGCUUCGUGGCACUGAAUGCUACCAGCUACAGGUGCGGACAGCUGAACUCGAGAAGCAGUUGCAGGACGAAGUAAACGCGAAUAAAAAGAAAAUACGAGCUCUCAAUGAGGAGAUUGCCAGUAAAGCGACCAUGGAAGCAAACUUGGUAAGUGAGUUGGAGCGAGAGAGGAAUCGUUGUGAAGAUGCUAUUCGACGUCUCACUGAAAUUCAAAAGGAACGUUCACGAGUCGUCAUCCCCCCUGUUUUCCCACAGCACAGCCGUGAGCGCCCUACGGACUCUUAUCCCCUGGCGGAGAUUACUGGAAGAACAUCAACGAUGUCAUCAAAUACAUUCAAAGAUGAGGAAGAAGAGCACGAGCGUACUUUGGAAGACGUACUAUUCGGUGAAGAAGCUGCUGACACCGAUUCACCGCGUCUCAAUGACGGAAAUAACGUGAAGUCUGUACAUCAGCUUAUGGAGCAAAAUGAACGGCUUGUUAAGAAUUUGCAGCACACACGAGAAUUAUUGAGUGAUACUGAAGCGACGAAUGCAACAUUGGUCGCCCAGAGCUCUCUUCUGAAAGAGGAAAUCCGCCGGCUGGAGAGAAAUGAGGAGCGAGUGAGACACAUUGAGAACAGCGAGUACUUGAAGAACAUCAUCAUUAAGUUCCUCUGUCCAGAGAGGGUUUCCGGAGAGCGUAUGCAGCUGGUUCCUAUUCUGACUACUAUGCUUCGCCUUUCUCCAGAAGAAACUGAACGUCUCAACCGCAUCGCAGCACAAGAUGAAGCGGCUCGUCGUGAAUCCGAGGGCACGUGGGGAUCUUAUCUGCGCUGGGGUCGCCUCAACUAG
This is a messenger RNA of Haemonchus placei, 1866 nucleotides long. NCBI's taxonomy places the organism in Eukaryota, Metazoa, Nematoda, Chromadorea, Rhabditida, Trichostrongylidae. The record is from the annotation of a GenBank genome assembly.